Messenger RNA from Cherax quadricarinatus, 334 nucleotides. The record is from RefSeq and is a predicted model, not a curated record. Lineage: Eukaryota; Metazoa; Arthropoda; Malacostraca; Decapoda; Parastacidae.
UUUUCAGGACACACAGGAGGAGGUUGUGUCAGAGAGUCUCAUGCUACUAUAACUAGCCCUGAUGGAUAUACCUGUGACACAGCUGCCUCCUGGAGACCCCAGGCUGGUGGAGGCAAUAGUGGGUCAGCUCAAGUCCAAAGGAAUAUUCGAUCAGUUCCGUAAAGAGUGUCUGGCUGAUGUGGACACCAAGCCAGCCUUCCAAAACCUUCGCCAGCGUGUGGAAGGCCAUGUUAACAAGUUCCUUGAGAAGAGCACUUGGAAAAAUGACAUGAACAAAAACCAGCUGCGAGAUGGUGUACGCAAGCAUGUCAACAAGUAAGAUACUUUCAUAGUG